Molecule: messenger RNA, 1855 nt
Organism: Dalotia coriaria
Lineage: Eukaryota; Metazoa; Arthropoda; Insecta; Coleoptera; Staphylinidae
Exons: 2
Coding region: 151-1794 (547 amino acids)
Source: RefSeq, a predicted model, not a curated record
AAAAAAAAAACAUCAAAAUGACAAUUUAUUGACGUUUUUCGCAAUUUUUAAACCCCUACACUUUGAAAAUUCACCGAAAACAAAUUAUUGUAAAAUAUGUAAUUAUUAUGAUAAUUCUACAAUAACUAUCGCCAUAAUAAUUAAUUUAUUAUGUGCGAGAAUCAAUCUUGGUGCUACUACGAUGAAGAAUUCGAAAUUCGUCAUUUUACCGAAAAGAUAAGAGGACGUCCAGAUGAUCCCAAAAACAAAGCUAUCGCCGCGGCGAAGUCAUCCUUAGCGAAAACCAUCACCGUAAACCCGCUGAGUCCAUUCGCGCAAAUCCCAGAACCAUCGGAAUUGGAAGCCGCCAAAAGCCGUCAGCAUUAUAAUGAAUUCAAGAAAUCUUAUCAGCUGAGACACAGUGCGUUAUCACUACGCACACCAUCGACUAAAUUCCGCAUGCCAAUUAUACGAGAAUCACAGCAUUGUGAAAUGUAUAAAUUAUCCACACCAACACCAAGUCUGAAAUUGGUCGAAAAGAAAUCAUUUUCGCAGAGGCCAAACACCCAGGAUAAACUUGUCAAUGUCCCAUCUUGGACACAAGACUCCGAGGCUGAAUAUAAUCGGUAUACUGAUGAUACACAAGCGAUGAUGUUGUUGGAGAAAUUGAAACAAUUAGAGAUUAAUUAUACAAAAUCUCAGAAUUCAAAAAUUUCACAAUUUUCACAACACUCGCAAGAAUCUCAAAAUGCAGGCACGCAGAGUGUUUUAGAACAAGCUGAGAAGGAAGCCGAAGUAGGCCAAGAACAACUCGACACUAUCCGGAAAUUAUUACAAGUGGAUAAAUCUACAUCUAAACCAGGCGUAAGUUUACCAUUUAUAGAAGAAGAAGAAGAAGAAGAAAAAGAAGAAGAUCAUCCAAAGUUAAAACAAAAGAAAUUAGUCGAAAAUGUCAAAGAAAAAAUAUCGAAAUGCAAGAAAAAGAAUAUGGUAAUCACUUUAAACACACUCAACCAACGGAUACAGAAAAUGCAUGAGAAAUAUUUUAAUGAACCAAGAGUACAGUAUAAAUCACUGAAAGAUAUCGAAAAACGUUUGAAAUUAGAAAAAAGCAUCGAAGUUUUAUACGCCAAUGAAGGAUUCGAUCCGGAUAAAGAAAUCAGUCAGAUUUUAUUAGAAAACACCCCUGAAAAACAAGAUUCUAAUACAUCCCUUAACUCAGACUUAGAAUCUAAGACUAAAUCUGUGAAUAUCAUCCGGAAAGCAAUGAGUAUUCCUCUGGAAAGACAUGAAUUCACCACAGAUGUCAGCUCGGAUAAUUAUCUCCUGAAUAAAAAGAUAAAAAACGUUCAUUUUCAUGGUGAUGAAAUAAUCGAACCAGAAUCUGAUUCAGACUUAGAUAUUUUAACAUCUAGGACUGAGACUGAGAAUACAGUAAAAUCUAAUGAUACAAAUUGUACGACUAAAUAUCAAUCAGCAAAGGUUGAUGUAUUGCUUUCACCGCAACCCUCCGCUGAAUCUACCUCAUCGAAAUCAGCGAGUACUCUGCAUUCGAUUCAAGAUUCUAUUCUGAAGUCGGAAUAUCUCAUGAAAGAGUUUGAUCUGUCCUCGAGCGACCUCACGACUGGUUUGUCUAACUAUGCGACUAGUAUGUCAACGUCGAAGAAAAGUUCUGAUUCACUCGCUGGUUUGCCGAGUUUGCAAAGAUUUUUCUCGGCGACUAGUCGGGGUAAUUCCAGGAAUAACAUGCAGGAUGCUUUUAUGGAGGACUCAAUACGUACGCAAUUGAAAAAUUCGCUAUAUGAUAUUUUCUAAUAUUUUGUCUGUGCUGUGAUUGUUGUUUUUUUGCGAAAUGAAUAAAGUUUUUGGAGUUUUU